AUGGAUGAAAGACGCCCUGGUGGGCUGAGUGUUGGGGAGUCAAGAGAAGUUCUUCCAAGGGACAGGCAACUGAGGACACCUACAUACGAUUAUGCAUUUGAAAAAUCAAUGAGCCAUGCAGAAGCAAAGCUUUUUUAUCAAAGCCAAUCUAUCGUUCCGUCAAAUAAUCAUCAAAAUGUCGGCACCAAUCCAGUUCACUUCCCACCUUCAGAUCAGUACGGACAUCAUUCCAUGGCUGGCGAUUCCCAGUAUGUCGGUGACAAUUUGGGAGCCCCCCGUGGCAUUAUGAAUCUAGCCUCCGAUGACGACACAGUUACCUCGGAAUUGAAUGUUAUUUGCCACAAGAUUCGGAGCUUGCUGGAGUUGAGAUCGAAGUAUAUUCGACUCUCACUGCAGACUCUUGGGGACAAUCCAAAUAAUACUCCAGGCUGGACGGUAUACCCCCCUCCACCAGAACCGGCCUGGGGCGAAGACAAAGAAACUGCGAAGUCGAAUAAUGAGUAUGGCGCAAAACACCGGAAGAGAAAGAUGGGCGAAAGUAUCGGUGAAGACUUUUGCCUUGCUGACUGCCUACCGCUUCCGGGAGAGUCUGACUGGGUAUUCAGGUUAGAUGAGAACAGCGUUUACCAGGUUUACGAAAGCUAUGGAACAUCUGACUUGGGGAAGCCCGUGGUCGAAAUUCCGUCCCUGCGGGACUUCUAUAUGGACCUGGAUUCCGUGAUCGAUGUUUCAACAGACGGGCCUGCAAAGAGCUUUUCCUUUAAACGACUUUCUUAUUUGGAAGGGAAAUUCCAGCUCUAUUCGCUAUUAAAUGAGUACCAGGAAAUUGCAGAUAGCAAAAAAGUACCUCAUAGGGAUUUCUAUAACGUUCGAAAAGUCGACACCCACGUUCAUCACUCAGCAUGCAUGAAUCAGAAGCACCUUCUCCGCUUCAUCAAAAGCAAAAUGAAAAAGUCUCCAGAUGAAGUCGUUCUGUUCAGGGACGGCAAGCAUUUGACACUUAAAGAAGUCUUUGAGAGUAUCAACCUUACCGCCUAUGACUUAAGUAUCGAUACUCUUGAUAUGCAUGCACACACAGAUUCCUUUCAUCGGUUUGACAAAUUCAAUCUUAAAUACAACCCGGUUGGAGAGUCUCGGUUACGAGAAAUUUUUUUAAAGACUGACAAUUACAUAAAGGGGCGAUAUCUAGCAGAGAUAACGAAAGAAGUUAUCUCCGAUUUGGAAUCAAGCAAAUAUCAAAUGGUGGAAUGGCGCAUUUCUAUUUACGGAAGAUCGAUUCAGGAAUGGGACAAACUUGCAGCCUGGGUUGUGGACAACAAGCUAUUUUCGCCCAAUGUUCGCUGGCUCAUCCAGGUACCUCGACUAUAUGACGUCUACAAAUCUAGUGGGAUGAUGGAAAAUUUCGAACAAGUAAUCACGAAUGUCUUCCAGCCCCUAUUCGAAGUGACGAAGGAUCCGAGCAGCCAUCCUAAAUUACACAUCUUCCUACAGCGUGUUAUCGGCUUUGAUAGUGUCGACGAUGAGAGCAAAGCUGAGCGCCGUCUGUAUAGGAAGUAUCCAAUUCCGAGGGAGUGGAAUACCAAACAAAACCCUCCCUACACUUAUUGGAUUUACUUUAUGUUCGCUAACAUGGCGUCUCUCAAUUUUUGGCGACAGCGGCGUGGUUUUAAUACAUUUGUCCUCAGGCCACACUGUGGCGAAGCCGGGGACCCCGACCAUCUUGCAGUUGGUUUCCUCUGUUGCCAUAGUAUUAGCCAUGGGAUUUUACUUCGAAAAGUCCCACUGCUGCAAUAUUUGUUUUACCUCGACCAAAUCGGUAUCGCAAUGUCACCUCUCAGCAAUAAUGCUCUAUUCCUCACAUACGACAAGAAUCCAUGCGCUCACUUCUUCAAAAGAGGUUUAAAUGUGUCGUUGUCCACGGAUGAUCCACUGCAGUUUGCCUUCACAAAAGAACCUCUGAUCGAGGAAUAUUCUGUGGCAGCGCAGAUCUACAAGUUCAGUGCAGUGGAUAUGUGCGAGUUGGCUAAGCAUUCCGUAGAGCAGUGUGGCUUCGAACUUUCUCUAAAAGAGAGAUGGCUUGGUUCAAACUGCUCUCUAGCUGGGGUUGCGGGUAACAAUGUUGCGAAAAGCAACGUCCCGGAUAUUCGAGAAUCAUUCCGUCAUGAAACGCUUAUCGGGGAGCUGGCAUUGUAA
Molecule: messenger RNA, 2193 nt
Organism: Aspergillus puulaauensis
Lineage: Eukaryota; Fungi; Ascomycota; Eurotiomycetes; Eurotiales; Aspergillaceae
Gene: AMD1
Product: AMP deaminase
Exons: 2
Coding region: 1-2193 (730 amino acids)
Biological process (GO): AMP metabolic process; IMP salvage
Cellular component (GO): cytosol
Molecular function (GO): AMP deaminase activity
Source: RefSeq, a predicted model, not a curated record